CCCAGCGCCCGAGCAAGAUGGCGGCGCGAGUCCUGCGGGCCCGCGGAGCGUCCUCGGCCGGGAGUCUGCUGCAGCGGGCCGGCCCCUGCGGCCUCCUGUCCGCGCUCCGGGGAAUGACGUCUUCCAGUGUCAGACCUGGGGAAGACAGCUGGUUAAAGUCUUUAUUCGUCCGGAAAGUUGAUCCAAGAAAAGAUGCUCACUCCAACCUCCUGGCCAAAAAGGAAACGAGCAGCCUGUACAAACUACAGUUUCACAAUGUUAAACCGGAAUGCCUAGAAGCAUACAACAAAAUUUGUCAAGAGAUGUUGCCAAAGAUUCACGAAGAUAAACAUUACCCUUGUACUUUGGUGGGGACUUGGAACACAUGGUAUGGCGAGCAGGAUCAAGCUGUUCACCUCUGGAGGUAUGAAGGAGGCUAUCCAGCCCUCACAGAGGUGAUGAAUAAACUCAAAGGAAAUCAGGAAUUCGCGCAAUUCCGUAAGGCCAGAAGCGACAUGCUGCUCUCUAGGAAGAAUCAGCUGCUACUGGAGUUCAGUUUCUGGAAUGAUCCUCUCCCACGGUCAGGACCUAAUAUAUAUGAACUCAGGUCUUACCAACUCCGGCCCGGAACCAUGAUUGAAUGGGCCAAUUACUGGGCUCGUGGGAUUCGCUUCCGGCAAGCGAGCAAUGAAGCUGUGGGAGGGUUCUUCUCUCAGAUUGGGCAGCUCUAUAUGGUGCAUCAUCUGUGGGCUUACAAGGAUCUUCAGUCCUGGGAAGAUAUACGAAAAGCAGUAUGGCAUAAACAUGGCUGGGACGAAUUGGUGUAUUAUACAGUCCCACUUAUUCAGGAAAUGGAAUCCAGAAUCAUGAUCCCACUGAAGACCUCGCCCCUCCAGUAAAGCUAUAAAGUCGACUUAGCUGUGCCUACAUGGAUUUCAGUGACAAAUAUUUGUCAGAAGUUAAUUUUAUAGUACGCGUUGUUUAUCACGUGAAAAAGAAACACUGACGUGUAAACUGCUGUAUAUAGCUAUGAGAGACCUCUUUUCUUCAGAAUUUCCAUAGCCAUGAGAAGGGAAACCAUCGCAGUUCAGCUGAUUGAGACAGUGCUCUGUCGUCCUCUUUGAAACUCUCCGAUGUUUCUGGAACAUACUUCAUAAUACCUGCCCUGCCCCCUCCCCCACUACCAGCCUCUGGAAAAGAAGGCCCAGAUUUAAAUUUGAAUCAUAUCCAAAUAGGACUCCUACCAUGAAAGAAAAAAAAAUAACCAUGUCUUCAUAAAAAGCAAAUCUGUUUUAUAAUUACAGAUUUUAGGCAAAUUUCUUGUGUCAGGAAGAAAUGCAGUUUUGUUUUUUGUUUUUUUUUUUUUUUCUUUUUUCAUUUUUCUCUAAGGGUUUUUCAGAGUCUCAAACUAGGAACAAAUUAAGAGUGUACCCAGUACCCAAAAAUGUUUUAAUUCACUUUCAUCUGUAAUCAGUCGGCAUAUUAAAAAAUAUGUCAUCAUUAAAAAUAUGUCAUCAGAAAGCUGGUAGUGGUUGACAGGGUCCAUCUAAUCAGUCGUUCACUUUCCAUCUGGUGUAUCAUGAUGUCUCCAUAUGAGAAGGAAGAAACGGCUUGAACCUGUGUACCACCUGUGAGUUUACAACAAAUACCUUGAAUAGCACUACUUUUUAUUUGUGAUAUUUUUCUGUAGUAAAACAAGUAGGCAAAGAGGUUUUCUUUUGUAAGCAAUCAUUUGUAACUUCAGACAUCCUCUGGUUGAUAUUUUAAUAAGCUCACAGCAAGCACUUCCGAGGUCACAGACGAGGAAGGGCGGGGCCUGUUGGGUUGUAAAUUGACUGAUGUCAAGCUGCGUACUUUGCCUAGAUGUGUUUGAUUUAGUUUUUUAAUAGUGCACCAAUUUUGUGUCUGUAAUCAUGUUGAAAUCCAAAAUUCUGCCUACUCCCCAGAUUAAAGCAUUUAUGUGUAAAACAAGGUGUGAAUAAAUCUUAUAUCAAAUGUCCGACUUUUACAUGCAAAUUGUUUUCUGCAAGAACAUAUAAAAGUCAAUAAAAAACCUCUUAAAUUUU
Messenger RNA from Loxodonta africana (African savanna elephant), 2045 nucleotides. It is a transcript of the gene NIPSNAP2, whose product is annotated as nipsnap homolog 2. NCBI's taxonomy places the organism in Eukaryota, Metazoa, Chordata, Mammalia, Proboscidea, Elephantidae. The transcript is spliced from 10 exons. The coding region runs from base 18 to 878 and encodes 286 amino acids. Gene Ontology annotation, cellular component: mitochondrion. The record is from RefSeq and is a predicted model, not a curated record.